UCCUCGCAAAGAAAACUCUCUGAAACAGGAUGAAGAUUGCCCCAAGAGGCCACUUGACAAAACCAAGUUCCCGCUCCGUAAUUUACCGAAAGACGUCUACCUCGUGCGUGCGUAGCUUCAGUUGGGCGUAACGCAGUUCAGGUCGGUUCUCACACCAAUCAUACAACCCAUGGGCGACCACUCGCACAGCGGCAUCGGCGGUAUGGCCAGCUCCCCGGAAGACUCAACGCCUUCAGUACGCCCCAAGCACACCUCGCCCAUGGAAACAGACCGUCCACACGAUGACACCUACAUCCCCGACGAAAUCGCCCCCGAAGACGACCCAACAGAUCUAGGCCUCGACAUUGCGUCCAUCACGCUGAUCAGCCCGCCGGCGCCUCUGGUUGAAGCUGGAGGUUGGGACGCGCCUGUGAGGGGGGUCGGGAUCAUUGGUGGUGCGGCGCCGGUACCUGCCGUGGGUUGGGAUGGUGCGGCGCCGCGGUCGUGGUCAGUGAAUGAUGUUGAUCACGAAAAUGGGGCCGAUGGUGAAGGGCAUGAAACCGGUAGAGAAGUAUCUCCACCUAACGAUAUGAAGGACGAAAAAGAUACAAAGAAAGCACCCGAAUCAACCAAACAAAGGAUAACAACCCUUAACACAGCCCUCGACACCCUUAUGUCCCGCCUACUCUCCUCCAUCGACGCCUACGAAUCCCACCGCAAAGUCCUCUCCACCCUGCUUUCCGGCGGCUACUUCGACCUCUCCUCCGCAAGGCAGGCUCUGGGCGGGUCGCCACAGCUUACACCACUGAAAUAUGAUAUGCGGAUGAAGUGUACGCGUGGGGUGAUUGUGGAGGAGGCCGAUACCGCGUAUGGGGAGGCCACGGAGGUGGUAGUAGAGUUUACGGAGAAUGUCGAGAAACCCGCGGAAGGCGUGGUGGACCCUAUGAGAUGGUUCGCGGCCCUCCCGCCCGCACCCCUCCGAUCCGCACAGACGCAGUUCGUCAAAGCCGUGCAGCGCUGUAUCUGUUUGGCCAACGCAUCACGCGAGAUUGACGCGUUGAGGGUCGAGAUUGCGCAAAAGAAGAAGGAACUCGACGCAUUGGAUGGAUCGAAAAUUGCGAAAUCAACCGACGCUCGACGAAUCGAUGAUGACCUAACACCCCCACCGCCCGACCAACAAGGCUGGGACGCCCCCCUCCCCAACACACUCGUGAUGGACAUCCAGGACGAACUCGAACAAGAGAUGGAAGACGACCCGCUGGCGGCGUUGGGGAGCACGACGUGGGAUCCAGAGGAUGUGGAGUAUGAUUAUGCGGAUGGGUGUGCUUAUAUUGAUGAUUAUUGAGUGGGGGCGUGUAACAGAAUCGGAGAGAAUGGGAAGAAGGAAGGAGGGAGAAUGGGGGCGUAUUGGGCGAAAAACAAUUGUUCGAUGUACAUAUCAAACCCGACCUGGGGAUGGAAAGUGCGACAAGUUUUGGAAAGAAAAGGGGAAAGCGGUAAAUAGCGAUCUGGGUGCGUUCCGGGUGCGUUCCGGAUGCGUGUACAUACAUAGCAUCCGUAUAUUGUAGGGCAGCAUGCUCGUGCGGUAAAAUCAAUAAGGAGCAUAUACCUCCUGUUCUGCUCUUCUA
Messenger RNA from Fimicolochytrium jonesii, 1607 nucleotides. RefSeq lists its product as uncharacterized. The record is from RefSeq and is a predicted model, not a curated record. Gene Ontology annotation, biological process: vacuolar proton-transporting V-type ATPase complex assembly. Gene Ontology annotation, cellular component: extrinsic component of endoplasmic reticulum membrane. Bases 170 to 1324 code for a protein of 384 amino acids. NCBI's taxonomy places the organism in Eukaryota, Fungi, Chytridiomycota, Chytridiomycetes, Spizellomycetales, Powellomycetaceae. The transcript has a single exon.